Erythranthe guttata (spotted monkey flower) is the source of this 1373-nucleotide messenger RNA. Its product is annotated as transcription repressor OFP15. Gene Ontology annotation, biological process: negative regulation of DNA-templated transcription. The record is from RefSeq and is a predicted model, not a curated record. Lineage: Eukaryota; Viridiplantae; Streptophyta; Magnoliopsida; Lamiales; Phrymaceae.
AAAUAGACCAAUUUUAUCUUUAAUUUUGUAUUAUUUGAAAGUAAUAUACCCUACCAAGCAGCAGCCCCACACCAGCUGCUCAGAACCCAGACUCCAUUAAUAUAACCAAGCUAAGGAAACCAAACAACAUUGCCAUAUUACAACUCUCAUUCCCAAUUUAGAUACAUCAAAAUGAAAUUUCCGUUUUUGUCGAAAACCACCGAAAUAAAAACCACCGCCACCUCUGCCACCUCACCAUGGUUGUGGCCAAGUUGUGCCACCAGCCCCAGAACACAAUCUUUUAGGACCACCACUGAUAAUGGUGGCAAUAUCUACAAGACCAUGCAUUCCGCCUAUAAUCUUGACGACAAAAACAACAAAGAAUUUCUCGGCCCUUUCGGAAACCAUCACAGAGAAAUCUCGAAUCCUGCGAAACCCGAAAAUAUUAUUGAGUCUGCGGUGAUCAGAGGGCUGUUGUCGGAGAGGCUCUUCUUUGAGCCUGGCGAGACGAGUUCUGUCCUGGAAAUAGCAAAAACCGGCGAGGGUCGUGAUUUGUGUAAAGAAAGAGUGGCAAUAAUGGAGGUAGAGUCGAGGGAUCCGUUAGUUGAUUUCAGGGCUUCGAUGGAAGAAAUGGUGGAGGCUCGUCUUAACGGUAUUGAGGACUGGGAGUUUUUGGAGGAGCUUUUGGCUUGCUUUCUCAGAGUUAAUGACAAAAGCAGCCAUGGAUAUAUUCUUGGAGCUUGUGUUGAUUUGCUGAUUCGUCAUCUUGCUAACUCGGAAGCUUCUAAAGAUCUUCUAACUCUGCCAUUGAUGAAAACUGUUCUUCUUCUUAUUCAUCAACUACUACUACUACACAGUGUUCUUUCACUUCUCCUAUGUCGUCUUCUUCUUCUUCUUCGACAUAUUCCUCUAUCGCAGCUUGUUUACCUUCGCAUGGAAACGAGGAUGAGAUCACCAUCCAGAAACAUAAAGACAGCUCGUCGUUAUAAUUUUUGUAUAGUGGUCCUUGUUCAGGUGAAAACGUCUUAAGAGAGCCACCUAGUUCUCGUAUCAACUAUAUUCAUAUUAUUGUGAAUCUUACUGCAGCCAACUAUCAACUAUGGAAAGAAAGAAAAAAAAGCAAAUUAAGUACGAGCCUCAACCCGCUUAUUUCUAUUGGAGAUAUUAAUAUUAAAUGAUACAUUUCACUAACAGCUUAAGCUUUUGGUUGAGAUGAUCAUUCGACAAUUUCGUGAUCGAUCGUUAUCGUGCCGACGUAGUUCCAACAGUGUAUCUAUCUAUAUAUCACUUGAAAGCAACACUUCUUGUGAUGCAAAAAUUUGGAGUGGUCCUAUAUGUACCUAGUUGCUGCAUUAUUGUGAUUCAGAAAUUGAGAAAAUAAAUAAAUGAAGUAC